CAUAUAAUGGUGUUGAUUCUCUGUAUUGCUGCAUGUGAAUCGGCUCUUCUGUUCUGCCCUCUCACAUACUGUACAUUAAAGAAUAAAGGCAUAAAGCUGCUGCUUCAUGUUUGUCUUCACUUUUGCCCAAAUGUUAUGAUGUUACUGGCUUCGGUCCUCUGGUAUGCUGCUGAAGGAUCUUUGCUUGAGACAGUCUCUUGCUGUACGCUCUAUAUUUUGAGGCCUCUGAGGUUGUUUUGGGUUACACCUCAUAUCAGUGAUUUUCCAGACACAAUUAUUAACCGUAUUGAGUCUUCACAUGCUGAUCAGUAUUUUCCUGCUGUUUUGGUAGUGAUGUAUUCAGCUCUGUUAGCAGAACAUUUCAAAGACUUCGACACAAUCACUGUGGUGUUUAUCUGUGUGUCAUUAAUCCUGCUGUGUCUGAGCUUUGUCAUACAUUUGGCUAAAUGUUGUGUGAAGUUGCUCUCAGCAGCCUUUGGAGAAUCGUGUCAACUAAAGAGCAAUGAAACUAUUAAGAGAUUUGCUGCCUGGUUGUGUUUUUAUUCGCUGCCUUCAGCACAACUCUGUCUUUUUAUCUACCGUGUUGACUUCAGGACAAGUAAGCAAUAA
Messenger RNA from Paramisgurnus dabryanus, 609 nucleotides. Lineage: Eukaryota; Metazoa; Chordata; Actinopteri; Cypriniformes; Cobitidae. The record is from RefSeq and is a predicted model, not a curated record.